Artibeus jamaicensis (Jamaican fruit-eating bat) is the source of this 312-nucleotide messenger RNA. Its product is annotated as ATP synthase subunit g, mitochondrial-like. The record is from RefSeq and is a predicted model, not a curated record. The transcript has a single exon. Bases 1 to 312 code for a protein of 103 amino acids. NCBI's taxonomy places the organism in Eukaryota, Metazoa, Chordata, Mammalia, Chiroptera, Phyllostomidae. Gene Ontology annotation, biological process: proton motive force-driven ATP synthesis. Gene Ontology annotation, molecular function: proton transmembrane transporter activity.
AUGGCCCAAUUUGUCCAUAACCUCACAGAGAAGGCCCCAGUGCUGGUAAAUGCUGCUGUGACUCACUCAAAAGUUCAGCUGACCACAUUUUGGCACUAUGCCAAAGUUGAGCUGAUUCUUCCAACCCUUGAUGAGAUCCCAAUAGCUAUUCAGAGCUUGAAAAAAAUAGCCAAUAGCACUCAAAGUGGUGGCUUCAAACAGCUCACAGUUAAGGAAGCUGUGCUGAAUGGCUUGGUGGCCGCUGAGGUAUGGAUGUGGUUUUACAUAGGCGAGAUAAUGGGCAAGCGUGCAUCUAUUGGCUAUAAUGUUUGA